This is a messenger RNA of Meloidogyne enterolobii, 1221 nucleotides long. The record is from the annotation of a GenBank genome assembly. NCBI's taxonomy places the organism in Eukaryota, Metazoa, Nematoda, Chromadorea, Rhabditida, Meloidogynidae.
AUGAUUGGAGAAAACCCUAAACAAUUUUAUAACACAACCGAAAAAGAUAAAUUACCAAAGGACAAAAUACAAAAAAUUUCUUCAAUUAAACAAUACAUUUCUUUUUCAAAUAUUUCUGAAAAACUUUUUACAAAUAGUUUUAAUUUAUCAGAAAAUUGUGUAGAUACUCGAGAUUUACAAGAAUAUUUACAGGCAAUUGAAAUAGACUUUCAUAAAGGUAUUGUUGAAGAUCAAAAUUGGUUUGCGCUUUAUUGUUCUUUAGAACAUAUAUUUAGUCCUCGAAUUUGUUUUGCUCGUUUAGAGGCCCCAACAAAUUUUGGGCCUUCUCUAAAUUUUGUCAGAUUUAUUUUACUCGUUAUUGGCCCUUUACAACAAAAAGAAACAAAAUCAGCUUUUGAAAUUACUCGAACUUUUGGUACAUUAUUAGCUAAUCCAGAAUUAAGAAAUGAACUUUUAAAUGCAAAUAAUGAACAUGAAUUUGUUUCUGCAAUUUGUGAAAAAGCUAAAAAUAUUGAAAAUGAAGAGGAAAUUGAGGAAAAGGAAUUGAAAAAAGAGACAAAAACUAAUUUAGUUGAGUCCUCAAAAUGGCAUAUUGGACGUGGCCUUAUCAAAGAUUUUAAACGUCGAUUACCUCAUUACAAAAAUGAUUUUCUUGAUGGAAUUGCAGAUUCCCGUUCCUUUCAAAAAACAAUUAGUUCCGCCGUUUUUCUAUUUUUUAUUGUUCUUCCAACAGCUAUUGCUCUAGGAAUGCUUAAUGAUGAAAAUACACACUCAAAAAUUAAUGUUAAAAAAGUAAUUCUUGGUCAAUGGAUUGGAGGGUUACUUUUUGGUAUAUUUGGAGGGCAACUUUUUUUGGUUAUAUUAACUAGUCCACCAAUAUCUAUUUAUAUUAAAGUAAUUGAAAGAAUCUCUCAUUCAACUAAUUUUGAUUUUUUCCAAAUUUAUUCCGGUAUUGGUUUGUGGUGCUGUUUUUAUUUACUUUUAUUUGCUUUAUUUGAAGCUGCUAAUGUUAUGAAAUAUGCUAAACGAUCAUUAGAAGAAUUAUUUAGUUUAUUUAUUGCCUGUACUUUAACUAUAGAAGCAUUUAAAGCUGCAAAAAGAAUGUUAGACAAAGCCUUUCUUCCCCAUUGUUCUGAACUUUUUAUUAAUUCAACCAAUCAUUUAUUGCACUUACUUCAACAUCCACCUCCUCCUCAUUUAGGCAAAAUUCAUUAUAAAUAA